AUGGAUAUAUUACUGCUCAAGUUGAUGUUAUGGAGAAACACAAAGUCUUUGGAUGCUAUUCCUGAAGAAGUUAGGUCUAAGUUCCUUGACACUAUUGAUAGGUACUUGGAUUGGAGUUUUAUGGAAUAUAUUUCUCUUGACAUUUUGAAGACGCUUAGAUUAUGGCCCAGAUUACAUCGUAUGUUUGACAUAGAUACUCCUGAAGCUGGUGCCAGAAUUAUUCAGAAAUGGAUGGCUCUGACAUCUUCUCAUCGCACUCGUUGUGUGAACUUGCACUAUAAUUUUAUGGAAUAUAUUUCUCUUGACAUUUUGAAGACGCUUAGAUUAUGGCCCAGAUUACAUCCCGCUUUAUUGUACCUUUCAUCCUUGCCUGAUAAUGCGAUUCGUCGUAUUUUAGAGAAGUUUCUUAAGGAACUAGAUGAUGAUCCUUCGUUGCGUUUUGUGAUUGGCUAUGUUGAUACAACACUUCUUACCAUGGAGACAUCCGAGCCGUUUGAUCCUGCUCCUUGGAUACUUAACCGUCCUAAUGCUCCUUCUGCUUUUGGAGCUACUGGAAAUGCAGGUCUUGCUGCCGUAAUUUCAGGCAAUCAGUCUUCAUCUACGAAGGCUGUGUCUAAUGCUUCUGGUGCAGCUGAUGGCGGAAAAGUGUACUUCCUGUGUAAAUCACCAGAAUACAAAGUCCAUAAUUGUCCCUUGGCUAGAAAGUCUAAGAAGGGGACUCAAGGUCUCAAUUUUUUGAUGGUUCCUGUUGGUUCUUCUGUAGUUAAAGACGAGCUUGUUUCUGAUGACAACUCAUCUAAUGAUUCCGAUGGUGAUGCUGAUGCCUCACCUGUUGUUCUUGCUGAUGUCCCUUCAAUGGAUGUCUCUGCUAUUAAUUCGGUUGAUGAAACUCAAUCUUUGGCUGAAUGUUCUGAUAAUGCUGUUUGGGAUUAUUUGUCUGAUGACGAUAAAUCUUUUGCUUGCCUGUCUGAUUCUACUGAUGAUGAUUCGUCAACUGCUGCUGCUGCUGCUAUUAGUCCCCCUGUUACUGCAUGUCACGGCCAUUAUGCUCAACGUGUUUCGACUUCUGGAGGACAUAUUUUCCUCAGUCAACAUCAAUCAAAGAGCCUUAUUAUUGAUUCGGGGUGCAACAGCCACAUUUCUAUGAACAAGGAGCAUUUUACCAAGAUUGAUACUGAUCCCUCUGGAUCAAUAAGCUUAUCAAUGCAACCAAACACAGACUUGGAGGAGAAGCUCAAGACCUGUAAUAACCUAUCUAUAUUUCGAUUCAUCCUAAGUUUCAUAAUAGGAUUUUCCCCAGUAUUUAUAUGGUUAUUAAUCUUUAAGAAUGCCGGAAUCAUACCUCAUUCAAUACGUCCUCCUAUUCAUGUUAAACUAGCAGCAAGAUUGGAUGAAUAUAUGUUUACUCAUUUGAUUGGAAGUAUAUUAACAAUUAUUAGUCUAAUCUCAUCGAGUUAUUUAAUCUAUAUCAAAUUUUAUAGACGAAAAACCAUUCCUAGUGGAAAUAAUGGUAUAUUGUCAUAUAUCCCAGUCAACAAAGAUGAUGCAAUCGAAUUCACUGAAGAAAUUAGAUCUUGCUCAACUUCAACCAGAUCAGUGACACCUCCAUUAUCAGCAGAUUUAGAGCAGCAGGAUAAUACCACCGGACUUGAAUUAGAAACAUUUACCGAAGAAGAUGAUGAUACUCUUGAUACCACCAGUCCGGGGGAUUUUCAAGAAGAUCCACAUUUCCUGCCAUUAACAUAUUUCACUACCUUGUCACCCAUGGAAAUUUCCCAAUAUACUUCAGAAACAAAUGAAAAGAUUAUUCAUCAUAUCCGAACCAUUGGAUCUUAUGCACCUAUGAAUAGUUGGUAUUUAGCCCCACCAAUAUUAUUUUGCCUCAGUUGGAUUAUUUUGAAUUUCGAUUAUUGGUUUAAAGAUCCAAUCACCCCAAGAAAAGAUAUCUUAGCCUGGGCAUCAUAUGUAAUUGGUCAUAUAACAAUACCCAUCAUAACCGCAGUUUGGCUAUAUGUAUUCCAUGCACCCGGUGCAUUAAAAAUAUAUGGAGUCACAUUGGGACUUCAAAAUAUUUCCGGCGUUUUGACUCAUUUAUUAUUUCCAAAUGCUCCACCAUGGUUUAUUCAUAUGUAUGGAGAAGAUAAGGAAGCCACCUAUGACAUGGAAGGAUAUGCGGCUGGAUUGAUUAGAGUUGAUAUUCAAUUGGGUACGCAUUUACAUUCAGAAGGAUUCCAUGCUUCACCAAUUGUGUUUGGCGCAGUUCCUUCUUUACAUUCAGCCAUGGCAGUUUUGACAUUUUUCUUUGUGGCUUAUUAUGCUAGAUGGACCAUAAUUAAAAUAUUAAGUCUCCUGUUUGUUAUUUUACAAUGGUGGGCUACUAUUUAUUUAGAUCAUCAUUGGAGAUUAGAUUUGAUUGUUGGAUUAGGAUAUUCAUUGUUUUGGUUUACGUUGAUGAGUUGGAUGAAAUCAUUUGGAUUAAAACGAGUUGAUGAAGAUUUUAUUAAACUGAGAUUAAGAUUUGAUUUUAAGAAUGGAAGUACUAUGGGAAUGAGAGUAUUUAGAAAUACUAAAUUACAAAAGUUUUUUGAUCCAUUAUCAUAG
Messenger RNA from Hemisphaericaspora subhashii, 2601 nucleotides. It is a transcript of the gene IPT1, whose product is annotated as inositolphosphotransferase. Gene Ontology annotation, biological process: inositol phosphoceramide metabolic process; sphingolipid biosynthetic process. The transcript is spliced from 3 exons. Lineage: Eukaryota; Fungi; Ascomycota; Pichiomycetes; Serinales; Debaryomycetaceae. Gene Ontology annotation, cellular component: inositol phosphoceramide synthase complex. Gene Ontology annotation, molecular function: inositol phosphoceramide synthase activity. Bases 1 to 2601 code for a protein of 866 amino acids. The record is from RefSeq and is a predicted model, not a curated record.